UUCCUUUUAUCGGUAUUAUCGAUAUUAAUUUCAACAUUAUGGUAUUUAAAAUAAAGUAUUAUUGAAUAUUUAUAAAAACAUAUACGAUUUUUGCGAAUAAAGAAAAUUAGUAAAAGCAAAGUUGAAAAAGAAACUCCGUAUGUGAAUUAAAUUCACUUAUAAAUUUUUAAAAUAAUGAAUAAGGUUGAGCAACUGUCCGAUGCUGAACUCCAGGAGAAUCUAAUGGCUCUGGGAUUUCCUAAAGUAGCAGUUACAGAGACUACACGUAGUAUUUUAAAAAAUAAAUUACUUAAAUCUAAAAACAAAGAAAUUAUACAAGCUCGUCACGAGUUAGGUGGUCUAUCACCUAUGAAACGGAGAAGUCUAAACAACCAAAAAUUAUCAAAUGUUUUUGCCACUGAUCGGAAAGUGGGUUUAAACAAUUACCCGGACACUAUUUCGAUGUACUCAGUACCACAAACAGAUUCUACAUCAACUAAAUAUCGACACAUAUCAGCGAAUGUAGGUAAUAAUAUGGAUGAUUUUUUAAACGUAAUGGACUAUUCAAUUCAUGGUUCUCCAGAAUCAAAAAUGGUUUCGCUUUCGGAACAUCAAAGUCAUGAAGGAGUUGUAAGCCGAUUAUUAAGUUUUCGUGACAAAACUUUUAAAAAGCCAAAAGUAUGUGAAAAUAACCAACAGACAUGCUUAUCAUUGUCGAAAGGAUCAAAUAGGUGUCUAAAUAAAUCUGAACGUACAUUUUAUGAAUUUAUUUCUUACGUUGGAACGCAAUCUCGCCUUAAUCAAAGCUUUAAGCCAUAUUUAUUGGUUAGCUUAUUUGCAAUGUUUUUUACUACUUUGGCUUUUAUAUAUAUGUUAAAAAGUCCAAACAAUUCAGAAGUUGAUAACCUUCGAAAUAAGGUGUUAAUUUGUGAAGAAAGAAACAAGAAAACAAAUUGUAUUCCUGCUAUGUAUAUUGAUGGGACAAUGGACCUACUAAAAAAUAUUAUGGAAAAUCUACAAAUUCGAUCAAAACAAACACAUUGUAACAAUAAAAAAGUUGUUCUCACCGAAACAGAUAUUUUAAAAUCUUUGGAAAAAAUAGGAUACUAUGAUGGAAUGCAAAAGUGGAGAGAAAAUUUAUUCUUUGCAAAAAGACUUAUAGAACAAAACCCUCAGUGGAAAGUUGUAAUAAAUAGUGGUCAAAAUAGCAUCAUUGAGUGAAGCUCCGGAAGAGCGGGAAGUUGUAACAAACCAUCUCCGUGAUAAGAUAAUACCUUUAAACAAACGAAACAGUUACUUAAAAUAUUGGAAUGAAGCUUUAAAAGUUCUCGAAACUAACGAUAGCAGAAUACAAUUUGGAUUUAAAAUUAUUGAUGGCACAGAAUACCAUACUAUGGCAUGGAUAAGCAA
This is a messenger RNA of Zeugodacus cucurbitae (melon fly), 1389 nucleotides long. RefSeq names its product inner nuclear membrane protein Man1. Lineage: Eukaryota; Metazoa; Arthropoda; Insecta; Diptera; Tephritidae. Gene Ontology annotation, molecular function: chromatin DNA binding. Gene Ontology annotation, cellular component: nuclear inner membrane. The transcript has 2 exons. The record is from RefSeq and is a predicted model, not a curated record. Gene Ontology annotation, biological process: negative regulation of BMP signaling pathway; nuclear envelope organization. The coding region runs from base 175 to 1200 and encodes 341 amino acids.